This is a messenger RNA of Kwoniella shivajii, 1581 nucleotides long. RefSeq lists its product as uncharacterized. Lineage: Eukaryota; Fungi; Basidiomycota; Tremellomycetes; Tremellales; Cryptococcaceae. Gene Ontology annotation, molecular function: oxidoreductase activity. The coding region runs from base 1 to 1581 and encodes 526 amino acids. The transcript is spliced from 11 exons. The record is from RefSeq and is a predicted model, not a curated record.
AUGAGAAUCGCAAUAGUUGGUACGGGAGUGUCGGGCAUUUCAGCAUUGUGGUUAUUGAACGAAUACUCGGAACAUGAAGUGAAUAUCUAUGAGAAAGAUGAGAGACCAGGUGGACAUACUCAUACUGUCGAGUUCGAGCGAGAUGGAAAAGAAAGUUGUCAAGUAGAUACAGGCUUUAUCGUUUGCAAUCCACCUACAUAUCCAAAUUUCUUACAAUUCCUCAAAUUGUUGAAUAUACCAACACUGAAAACUGAAAUGACAUUUUCAGUCACUAGGGAUAGAGGUAAAUUUGAAUGGGCGGGUGAAGGAUUAUCAGGUGUUUUCUGUCAACUAUCGAAUUUGUUCAAUCCACGUUUAUACCGAAUGAUAUUCGAUAUUAUUCGAUUCAAUCUCUUCGCUACGGAUUUACUGGAUCAAGAAGGCGAUAAACAAGGAAUCAGUAUUGGUGAUUAUUUAGAAAAAGAAGGUUAUUCAAAUGGAUUUAGAGAUGAUUAUCUCAUGCCAAUGACAGGUGCUAUUUGGUCAACACCGGCAGAUCAAGCAGCAUUAGAUUUCCCAGCUUCAACCCUGAUCAGAUUCUUCCAUAAUCAUCAUUUAUUACAACUUACAGGUAAACCAAAAUGGCUAACUGUUCAAGGUGGAUCAAAGAAAUACCUUGAUAGAGUACUCGACAAAUUACCAAAAGAAAACCUUCAUCUCAACACCGAAAUUAUAGCUAUUGAGUCGCUAGAUAACGGUGUUAAUUUGGUAGAAGCGAAUGGACAAAAACAUCUAUAUGAUCAUGUCAUCUUGGCUACACACUCGGAUACGACAUUCAAACUGUUGAAGAACGGUGGAGGUCUAACAGAGGAUGAAGAGAAAGCAUUGAAACCUUGGAAAUGGAGUAAGAAUGAAGCUAUCUUGCAUUGGGAUGAAAAGUUAAUGCCUAUCAGACGGAAGGCUUAUUCAGCUUGGAACUAUCUUACACUUACUGAGGGAACUGAAAACAAACCUAAAACCUCCGAUUCAGAAGUGGAGACUGUAUCUCUGACAUACGAUAUGAAUAUACUGCAACACCUUCCAGAGUCGAAACAUGGACUAGUCCUGGUCACGCUAAAUCCUCCAUUCCCACCUGAUGAAAGUAAAGUGAUAGGGAGGUGGUCAUAUGAUCAUCCAAUGAUGACACACGAAUCGGUUGCUGCUCAAUCUCAUCUACCCGAUAUACAGAACAAACGGAAUAUAUCGUUCGUUGGCGCAUGGACAAAAUACGGUUUUCAUGAGGAUGGAUUUUCAUCUUCAAUGAAAUUAAUUACUCAACAUCCUUUCAACGUUAAUCCUCCAUUCCCCAUCAAACCCGCUUCCAGAGGUUUACCCUCGAACGAUGCCACUGUAUUAUUAGCUAGAGUGAUAGUGAACCUUUUAGAAUUAGGUAGAAGGAAGAUCCAACCUGCUUGGUACUGGAUUAGAUGGAUAGUUAUAGUAGGAUUGGUCUGGAUAGAACAAGUGUUAGGUUCGAUAGGAUUGAAAGAACCCCAAGAGACAAUAGCGAGACUGAAAGGGUAUUGGGUGGGUGAUGAUGCCGAAGACAAGAAGAGGAGAUGA